Molecule: messenger RNA, 1909 nt
Organism: Volvox carteri f. nagariensis
Lineage: Eukaryota; Viridiplantae; Chlorophyta; Chlorophyceae; Chlamydomonadales; Volvocaceae
Exons: 13
Coding region: 146-1909 (587 amino acids)
Biological process (GO): 'de novo' pyrimidine nucleobase biosynthetic process; 'de novo' UMP biosynthetic process
Molecular function (GO): orotidine-5'-phosphate decarboxylase activity; orotate phosphoribosyltransferase activity
Source: RefSeq, a predicted model, not a curated record
AAGCUGUGUACAUAUUCUUCCUCGGGAUAGAAUUUACAUAUCAUUUUUGUCUUUAAGCUUCUUUAGGGCAUAACAGCACUGGGGAAGGUAUUGCGCUAACGAGCAAGACUGUUAUUGCUAAGUGGGGGCCGGCGUGUACAAUUGCAUGCGUAGCCUUAAAGUGGGUAGCCCGCAGCGGAGUCCUCGUUGCGCACCGGUCUCUGCUCGACCCACGGAAGCCCCACGACGGCCUGCGCCGUCAGAGCCGCCGACGACACGCGGAAGCCCCAGUUUUAGGCGUCGUGGCACGAUGGUUCUAGGCCUGAAGACCAUCGCGGGCUUCGUGUCGAGGUCGCUCCGACGAGGCACAAGCACGCGACUGGAGGCAGCAUCGCGCGAGCCGAUGACACAGGCGGAAAUCGAGGACCUGGUGCUGAAGCUGAACAAAAUUGAGGCCGUCAAGUUCGGCGAAUUCAAGCUUAAGAGCGGCUUGGUGUCCCCUGUCUACGUGGACCUUCGCAUCAUCGUCUCGUACCCCGACGUGCUCGAACAGGUUUCACGCAUGAUGUGGAAUGCAGUGCGCGGCUGUCAGUACGACAUCAUCUGCGGUGUGCCGUACACUGCCCUGCCCAUUGCGACCUGCAUGUCCUUGGGCUUUGGCGAGGCCAUGGUUAUGCGCCGCAAGGAGGUGAAGGAUUACGGCACAAAGAAGGCCAUCGAGGGGGCCUACAAGGCGGGCCAGCGCUGCCUCAUAGUGGAGGACCUGGUCACCAGCGGGGCCUCCGUGCUGGAGACCCUGGACCCACUCAAGGCGGAGGGGCUGCUGGUGAGCGACGUAGUCGUCCUGAUCGACCGCGAGCAGGGCGGUGAGGCGCACCUGGCCAAGCACGGCCUGAAGCUGCAUGCCGCCUUCAAGCUGUCCGCCAUGUUGGACGUGCUGACGAAGCACCAGCUAGUUACCGAGGAGCUGGCGGACAAGGUUAGGACGUUCAUUGCGGAGAACCAGACAACGCUGCCGUCGGCGGGGGCGGCAGCGCCAGCCGGGGCAGCAGCUGCCCCGGCGGCUGUGGCUGCUGCACCAGCUGCCGCCGCCGCCGCCGCUGCAGUAGCAGCUACGGCGCCAGCACCCGUGCCUCCCGCAACCUUGAAGAGAUUGCCGUACGAGCAGCGCAUUCCACUGGCCAAGAACGCGAUGGCGCGACGGUGUCUAGAGGUCAUGGUCCGCAAGCUGACGAAUCUCAGCGUGGCCGCGGACGUCGACACGGCGGAGGAAAUGUUGGAGCUCGCGGAUAAGGUUGGGCCGUACAUUUGCGUGUUUAAGACGCAUGUUGACAUUUUUGACAAGUGGGACGACUCCAUCGCCGCCCGGCUCACGGAGAUUGCCAGAAAGCACGAUUUCUUGAUUUUCGAGGACCGCAAAUUUGCGGAUAUUGGCAACACCGUGGUCUCCCAGUACGGCGGCGGCAUCUACAAGAUCGCCGAAUGGUCGCACAUCACCAACGCCCACCUGGUGCCAGGUCCCGGCAUCAUUGACGGCCUCAAGACGGUGGGGCUUCCGAAGGGGCGAGGGCUGCUGCUUCUGGCAGAGAUGAGCAGCAAGGGCAACCUGGCCUCCGGGUCGUACACGGAGGCCGUUGCGGCGGUUGCGGAGCAGCACGCGGACUUCGUGAUGGGCUUCAUUUCCAUCAACCCCGCAGCCUGGAAGAACGGACCUGGGUCACCAGGCCUCCUGCACAUGACCCCGGGCGUACAGCUAGCCGCUGGCGGCGACGCGCUGGGCCAGCAGUACAACACACCCAUGGACGCUGUUGCCGUACGCGGCAGUGACGUCAUCAUCGUGGGACGUGGCGUCAUCAAGGCCGCUGACCCUGCGGCCGCGGCGAAGCAGUACCGGGAUGCGGGCUGGGAGGCUUACAAGGCCUCCCUGUAA